Messenger RNA from Protopterus annectens (West African lungfish), 1239 nucleotides. RefSeq lists its product as uncharacterized. The record is from RefSeq and is a predicted model, not a curated record. Lineage: Eukaryota; Metazoa; Chordata; Ceratodontiformes; Protopteridae. The transcript is spliced from 2 exons. The coding region runs from base 221 to 880 and encodes 219 amino acids.
UAUAUAAGGCAGACAAUAUCACAGUAAGGAGACAGUUCUUGCUAGAUUGUAUGUUUUCAUCUUCCAGCCUCGCUUCUCAGCACAAGACUUAGCUGUCCUGUUCCUCCCAGUCAGAGAAAAGAUCCAAAGCAGGCCAUCUGUGAGAGUGACGGAGUAUUGACGCAACAAACUGCCACUUUGAUUUCAUCUGGAGUCAUCAAUAUUUAGCUUUACCUCCAACAUGUCUACCAAACAGGAGCAAGAAGAAAUAAAACAAAUUAUAGCUACUGGCUUAGAUUUUCUAGCAUCAGUCUGCACAGUUGCAUCAGGAAUAAAUCCACUUUUUGAAAUAGCAGGGAAGCUUUUAAGAAUGGGAUCUAAUGUACUGAAAGGCGAUGAAAUGAAAGAAAUGGAAAAUAAGUUCAAAGCCAUUGAUAGCAACCUGCAGAACGUAUCUCAGAUUGUUUCGGAGUUGUGUUCAGUGAUACAGGAAGGAGAGGCAAAAGCAAUGCUCAGCCGCAUUGAAGGGCAGAUAAAGAGACAGUUCAGAGCACUUGUUGAGGUUGUUGAAUGUAAAAAAAAAAUCGAACAUUUUCAUUCUGAGUGUUUUAGCACUAAUACAUACAAGAAUAUUGAUGAUCUUUAUUGUAGUGUGAUGGGGGAAGAAACUCUUUUUGGUCAAUCUAUUCUCAGUAUUUACAAAGAUAAAUAUAAGUCUGAUAAAAACAGCAUGAAGGAGCUCUGUGAUCACCUUAAGUACUUGUUUGUUAUUGGUAUAAUCACAUACCUAGAGUAUGUUGAGUCAAAGUCUGGUGGUGAUCCAGAGCCAAGGGAGGAGUGGAAAGCCAAAGUUAAUAAAGUGUGGAAACGAAUGGAAGAAGCUAUUGAAGAAUGUAACUAGUACCGUGCACACUCUUUUUUUAAUUUUGCAAAGCUUUCUUGGGUUUUAACUUUGAAAACUAGCCAAUCGCAUUUUUAUUAUACCUUUCAGAUAUUAAUGUUUAUUUUAAUCAUUUGUGUUAUACUUAGGUCUAAGAUGUAAGUAAAGACUGGGUGAUUGAUUGAAAAAGGAUACAGAGCAAGAUGCUGUUUUACUUUCAGUUUAAAGUAAAUAUGUUUUUAAAAUUGUUUAACAAUAAAUUUAAACUUUGAGUAAUCGAUUGUUAUUCACUGGAAUCAAAUGCUGUGCCUUGCAAAUUUGUGCUGUCCUGCUAUAAAGUUUAUGUUUUAUUUUACUUUAAUAAAGAUACAAACAACCUG